AGGAAGGGCAUCUACGGCGACUGUGACUGACAUGUUGCUCGCGAUCUUUUACACCACGUGGCCCUCCACCUCUCCCCAGCUGGCCCCCGGCCACCGCUUAUAUAUACCUUCCUCCCCGUCCGCUUCCCCUACCUUCCAUCGAUCUCUCCCGAUCUCUUCCUUUCCUAUUCUCCCACCCUUCAUCUCUUUAAUUCUCUAGCUGCAAACAGCUGUGAGGAGCAGGCUCUGAUACAGAGCGCACUCUGUUUCCCACAACUUCUCUGCUUUCUUGUUUUCUCAGCUCUGCGAGCAAUCAGCUUCUCUGGAUCCAUUUCGGUUUCUGUGACUCUUGGGGAGUGUGUCAAUCUUACUGCCCUUUCAUAAUUACAGUAGUUGCCGGGGAGUUUAACUCCUUCCAGCAACUACCCAGACCCCACCCACGCGUCUCUGUCACUGUCUCUCUUCUCUGCCUGCUUUCCAUUUAUAGCUUUUCAUAUAUAAAACUAGUACUGCAGUCUGCAAGGAAGUUAGUUUCGUCCAAUUCAGAUAUACAUAUUUGAAUUUUCUUCUGUUUACUUUCGACGAUCUCCCAAAAAAUAAACAAAGAUGGCGGAACAAGCUACCGGAAAGAGCUGUAGUCAUCCCCAUCACCAAGUCUUCGAUCUCUCCCUCAACGAGGUUCCCCGUGUUGGCUCCCACUUCUUCGACGACGACGGCCGUCUCAAGCGCAGCGGGACUGUUUGGACGGCAAGUGCUCAUAUCAUAACAGCUGUGAUUGGGUCCGGAGUUCUGUCCUUGGCCUGGGCAACUGCUCAGCUCGGAUGGAUUGCUGGUCCUGCCGUGAUGUUCUUGUUCUCUUUCGUUACUUACUACACUUCCACGCUCCUCUCUGCUUGUUACCGUUCCGGAGACCCUAUCACUGGCAAGAGAAAUUACACUUACAUGGAUGCUGUUCGAUCCAAUCUCGGUGGAGCCAAAGUCCAGAUUUGUGGGGUAAUUCAGUACCUGAACCUUUUUGGAGUCGCCAUUGGGUACACCAUCGCAGCAUCUAUAAGCAUGAUGGCAAUCAAGAGAUCGAAUUGCUUCCACGAGAGCGGCGGGAAUAAUCCCUGCCACUUGUCCAGCAAUCCAUACAUGAUCACGUUUGGCGUCGCCCAGAUCAUUUUCUCUCAAAUCCCAGACUUCGAUCAGAUAUGGUGGCUCUCCAUUGUCGCCGCCAUCAUGUCCUUCACUUACUCCACCAUCGGCCUCGGCCUUGGCAUUACAAAAGUUGCAGAAACCGGGAAAAUCCGAGGAAGCCUCACCGGAAUCAGCGUCGGCACCGUUACCCAGACCCAAAAAAUAUGGAGGAGCUUCCAAGCACUCGGCGACAUAGCUUUUGCCUACUCUUUCUCCCUCAUCCUCAUUGAAAUUCAGGACACGGUCAAAUCCCCACCAGCAGAAGCCAAGACGAUGAACAAGGCAACUUUCGUAAGCGUUAUAGUGACGACCGUCUUCUACAUGCUCUGUGGCUGCAUGGGCUACGCCGGGUUCGGAGACUUGUCUCCUGGAAAUCUCCUCACCGGCUUCGGUUUCUACAACCCAUAUUGGCUUCUCGACAUAGCAAAUGCCGCCAUAGUAAUCCACUUGGUGGGAGCUUAUCAGGUGUACUGUCAACCCCUUUUCGCCUUCAUCGAGAAAUCCGCCGCCGACAGAUUCCCGGACAGCGAUUUCAUUUCCAAAGAAAUCAAAAUUCACAUCCCGGGUUUCCGCCCCUACAGCCUCAAUCUCUUCCGACUGGUGUGGCGAACCAUUUUCGUGAUCGCCACCACGGUGAUUUCCAUGCUUCUCCCCUUCUUCAACGACGUGGUUGGGCUUCUGGGGGCUCUGGGAUUUUGGCCCCUCACCGUUUACUUCCCGGUGGAGAUGUAUAUUGUGCAGAAGAAGAUUCCAAAGUGGAGCACCAGAUGGGUCUGCCUCCAAAUCUUGAGUUUCGCUUGCCUCGUGGUUACCGUGGCUGCGGCUGCCGGCUCCAUCGCCGGGGUUGUUCUUGAUCUCAAAUCCUACAAGCCAUUCAAGACCAGCUACUAGCUAGGUAGCUGAAUUUGUUGGGAUGAGAAAUUCGUGGAGAUUUCCGAAGCAAGGAAGGAAAUGAACAUUAAUUAGGAUUUCAAUUCUCGUUGAGUUCAGAACAUGGGUCAGAGUUAAUCUGGCUCUGUAGUUCCAAAAUUCGUCUGUGCUGGGUAUUGUGUAUUUGCACAUCACUGAACUGUUUAUUUAGUAGAUCUCAUGUACUUUCAAGUAAUGAGACACGAUCUAAAUGAAUAAUUGUGAUGUGUUUAGUGCAUGUCUGUCUGCUGAAGACAUCCAAGAAUUUCUCGUUGCGUUUAGGGAGAAAAAGGGCACAUUGAGUGUUUGUAAAUUGUAAGAAUGUUCUAAUUAGUUCAAGUCUAUUAAAGUCUGAUCCCAAUUCCGACCAUGCGCUUUAAAAUGCAAUGAAAACAAUUCAAGUAAAUUAUUGGCAA
Molecule: messenger RNA, 2483 nt
Organism: Malania oleifera
Lineage: Eukaryota; Viridiplantae; Streptophyta; Magnoliopsida; Santalales; Ximeniaceae
Product: amino acid permease 3-like
Exons: 6
Coding region: 586-2049 (487 amino acids)
Cellular component (GO): plasma membrane
Source: RefSeq, a predicted model, not a curated record